AUGGACUCUAGUUAUUUUGAGGCUUGCAAAAGCACGCAAAACCCUGCAAAGUCAUCCUGGGGUGCAAAGUUCAAGGGCUUUGUCAAUUACAUAGAAAAGAGUAAGCUUCUCGCGUAUAGGGCAGAUACCCUCUUACAGAAUCUGAAAAUAUGGUUCCCUGGCCUCCCACAGACCGCUCUGGACAUGAACAAGAUUCAGUACAACAAGGAUGUGGGGCAAUCGAUCCUUGAGAGCUACUCUAGGGUGAUGGAAAGCAUAGCCUUCAACAUAAUGGCAAGGAUAGAUGAUCUACUAUAUGUAGAUGGUAGCACCAAACAGCAGGCAGCUGCGGAGUCUACGUCUCUGUAUGACCAGGGAAGGAUUGGUGGCACAUUGCCAAAACAGAAGCGGAUAUCACCCAGUCCCUUCCUCAAUUCAUCGUACCUCUUCCAUUAUAUUAUCAGCAUUGGAUCCUCUUGUGAAUCAGAUAGGUAG
Pyrus x bretschneideri (Chinese white pear) is the source of this 474-nucleotide messenger RNA. RefSeq names its product rop guanine nucleotide exchange factor 1-like. The record is from RefSeq and is a predicted model, not a curated record. The coding region runs from base 1 to 474 and encodes 157 amino acids. The transcript is spliced from 3 exons. NCBI's taxonomy places the organism in Eukaryota, Viridiplantae, Streptophyta, Magnoliopsida, Rosales, Rosaceae. Gene Ontology annotation, molecular function: guanyl-nucleotide exchange factor activity.